Phragmites australis (common reed) is the source of this 1272-nucleotide messenger RNA. RefSeq names its product transcription factor GTE1-like. Bases 80 to 1138 code for a protein of 352 amino acids. Gene Ontology annotation, molecular function: protein binding. Lineage: Eukaryota; Viridiplantae; Streptophyta; Magnoliopsida; Poales; Poaceae. The transcript is spliced from 8 exons. The record is from RefSeq and is a predicted model, not a curated record.
AAAAAAAAACGUCCCGUCAGAGCGGCGCAGUCGCAGGGUCGCAGGCGGCAGCCGGUACGCGCGAGGCCGGGAACCCUAGAUGACGCCGGCGAACGGCGCAUCAGCCCCUCCGCCAGCGGCGGAGGGAGCGCCGCCGCCAGAGCCGUCCCCCGAGGCGGAGUCGGAGGUCGACGCUUUCCGGCGCCAGGUCGACGACCUCGUCUCCAAGACGGACGUGCUGGAGAGGCGGGUGAACGAAGUGGUGGACUUCUACGACGGCAAGAAGCAUGGUAGCGGCGGGCGGAAGGCCGGCGGUGGAGGCAGGUAUGGUGGCCACUCGAGGGGGAUGCCUGACCUUAUGCGCCAGUUCAGCGUGAUUAUGCGCGAGAUCACCUCUGAUAAAUUGGCAUGGCCGUUUCUGAAGCCGGUAGAUGUUGUAGCCCUGCAACUUGAUGACUAUUACAAGAUUAUUUCCAAACCUAUGGACUUCUCUACUAUUGAAAAUAAAAUGGAAGGGAAGGAUGGUACCAAGUAUAACAAUGUUCGAGAAAUAUGUUCUGAUGUUAGAUUAAUUUUUGCCAAUGCAAUGAAGUACAAUGAUGAGCAAAAUCAAAUCCACGUAAUGGCAAAAUCAUUGCUUGAGAAAUUUGAAGAGAAAUGGAUCCAGCUUCUUCCUAAAGUUGAGAAUGAGGAAAAAAGACAAAAGGAGGAGUCAAAGGAUGUUGUACUCACAAAUGCUUCUCGAGAAGCAUCUAUUGCGAAAUUAGCAAAAGAUACCGAUGAGGAGCUGAAUGGGAUCAAUAUGCAGCUAGAGGAGCUCCGGAAAAUGGUGGUCCAAAGAUGCAGGAAAAUGACCACAGAUGAGAAGAGAAAACUAGGUGCCGGUCUCUGCCACUUGUCUCCUGACGAUCUUAGCAAGGCACUGGAAAUUGUUGCACAAGACAAUCCUAGCUUCCAAACUAAAGCAGAAGAAGUGAAUCUCGAUAUGGAUGCUCAGAGCGAGACAACCCUCUGGAGGCUGAAAUUCUUUGUGAGGGAAGCAUUGGAACGGCAGGCCAACGUUGUCUCUGGGAAGAUGGAUGAAAACGCCAAGAGGAAGAGGGAGAUAUGCAAUGCUCUGGCCAAAACUGCGUCGAAACGAAUCAAGAAGCAGCCCUAGUGAUCUUCCAGAUCUUUUUGACUCGCGUGCGUUUCUGAUUGUUAAGAAUGUUUUGUAGGAGUGGCUACAAUUUCCUCCCUUUUGUGUAGACUUGUGUAUAUAGUAUGCAUGCAAAAGUGACUUUUCAUGUAUAA